AAGCGCGUGACGCAGCUGAAGCUGUUCCGUUGAUCUUCCCUCCCCCUCCGCGCGCUGUUCCGCUUCCAUCACUCGCCUCCCGAUUAUAGCUAUUUCUCCCAUCUACGAGCAGGCGACUAACAUGGAAGUUGUAAAUCAGUUGGUUGCCAAUGGGCAGUUCAGGGUGCUGAAAGUCCCAUUGGGCUUCAUCAAAGCCUUAGAAUGGGUGUUUGCCAUCUUUGCAUUCUCCACCUGUGGGAGUUACUCAGGCUCCUUUAGGAUGAGCGUGGAGUGCAAGAACAGAACAGACAGUGACCUAAAAAUAGAUGUGGAUUUUGAGUAUCCAUUCAGGCUCCAUCAAGUGUAUUUCGAUGCCCCCACCUGCAAGAAUGGCGAGAGUGAGCGUUUCUUCCUGGUUGGGGAUUACUCAUCCUCAGCAGAGUUCUUCGUCACCAUAGCCGUUUUUGCAUUCCUGUAUUCCAUGGCAGCUCUCAGCGUCUAUCUCUUUGCCUUUGAGAAGUACCGUGAGAACAAUAAAGGACCGCUGAUUGAUUUUGGCGUGACGUGUGUAUUCACCUUCAUGUGGCUGGUGAGCUCGGCAGCGUGGGCGAAGGGUUUGUCGGAUGUCAAGACAGCCACAGACCCAGAGAAGGUUCUGGAACUGAUCCCCGCCUGUGAACGGGAAGGCAACCGCUGCCGUGAAGUUCACGACCCCGUCAUGUCCGGUCUUAACACUUCUGUGGUCUUUGGCUUCCUCAACCUGAUCUUGUGGACAGGUAACCUGUGGUUUGUAUUCAAGGAGACCGGGAUCAUCGCACCAUUUAUGCGCCAACAGCCCGCCCAAGAGAAGCAGCCUGCCCCUGAUUCCUAUGGGCAGGGAGGUUAUGGGCAGCCAGACCCGUACGCCGCUUCCCAGGGAGGCUACCAGCCCGACUACAGCCAGCAAGGCUACAAUCAGGGUGGAGACUACGGUCAGGGUGGCUAUGAACAACAGGGGGCACCCACCUCUUUUUCCAACCAGAUGUGAUCAAAGAAAUAUCUGAGGAAGCGGGAGAUGGCUGAAAGAAGUUGAUCGUGUGACUAUAGCAGUGUGGUGCCUGAACCCUACCCACAACCCCACACUUCUUCACACUUCCUGUUCGUGUGUUUGUGCUUACGUCUGUGAAACAAAAAGACGGCGGGAGGGAUGGGAGGGGACGGGGCUAAUCUAAAAUCACAUACAGAGGGGAGCGGGAUAGAGCAGAUGGGUUUUAAUGUGCUGUUUAUUAUUGUCAUGUAUACAACUAAAAAAGUUCGAUCAAAUUUCAAGACACUUGAAUACUGUACCAAAAUAUGAAAAAGUAUAUGAAUCUUAAUGCUAUAUGAAUUUUGAAUUGAUGAUGUUGACAAUAGUGAUGCUAAACUUGAGAGAAUGUAUUUGUCUGUGCUGUAAAGAUAUCAUUAUAAACUAUAUAUAUAUAUAUAUAUAUAUAUAUAUAAAAUAUAAAUAUUUCCUAAAGAUAUGUAUGGGAUUAUAACACUUUAGUCUAGUGCAAUUUAGAGACCCUAAAUGAAUAUAAUAAUAACAAUAAUAAUGUGAAAAAAAAUCACAAAGCCCUACAGAUGUUGUUCCUUGUUAAUUUUUUAUUACCUCUGAUGGGUUGUGGUUUGGUACAGUUUGUUCCAUUUGUAUGUUGACCUCUUUAGUUUUGUUUGGUAUUUUGUUGUUUUUUAUUUCUUCAUGGGUGGGAUGGAGCACUAAUGUGACUGAGGUGGUGGGGGGCGUCCAGGGCCAAUGUGGGCAGAAUCAUUACCAAACUCAUGGAGGGACCACAUUAUCUCAACCAGCAAGCAAAACGGUCAAGGGUAUCCUAACGCAUUUCUCAUUUCCUGACUGAAAAUGUUGACUUUGUUAAAUUCUCUCUCUCUCUCAAAUCGUUGUAUCAUGAAAAGCACAUGCAUUCUCAGUUCAGAAUUAGCAUGGUUGUUCAUGACACAAUGCCUCUGAGUGCUGUGUUGAUGUAGUGCUGUUUAAGUUAGAGGAUGCUAAAACUAGAUAUAUAAAUAUAUAUGGAUUGGGGUUUUGUUUGUGUUGUGUGAGCACCGGACAGAGAGAAUCAAUCUUGUGUGUUGAGAUGUCAGUAAUGUAGAUAUACAUGCCAGUUUCAAUUUCAUCAAUAUUUUCCCUUUUCCCUCUCUCAAAAACAUAUACAAUAUUACAGGAUUUAAGCCUGUGAUAUUGAGGUAUAUUUUCAGAUGUACAUAUAAAAAUAUAUAUAAAGUACCUGCACAUUGUUUAACUGAUACCAUGAACUGCUGUAGUGUGAAAUUUGUAUGAUUUGCAUCAGAACAUUACCUGAAUGCCAGUUUAGAUUAUUUAUUUUCUGUGAUCAAUCAAUCACUGAAACUGCAGAUGAUCAAAAAUGUACGUGAUAGCUAGACCUCCUGGCUGGAAUCAAAGGGGACAUUUAAAUUAGUUGAGAAAUUCACAUUUAUCAUUUGAACCACGUUGAACUGGUGCAAUAAAGUCUUAAAGUUAUUGUUCUGUAUAGUAUUCAAACAGUAUAUAUCAUGUGAUGAUGCUGAGUUAAUCUAGUAAAUGCACCAGAUUCGUUUUUCCCCUGAGUUGAUAAUCAUUUUCUUUAGGGCUGAUGCAGCAGACGUUGUUAUGAUGAGAUUCUUUAUAUUAUUGCAUGAUCAGAUGCUCAUAAUGCAAGCUUACCCAGACUUAUAACUAUCUAAUAUUUUUUUAAACUCGUUCAUUUGCCUGCGAAUUUGAGGAAAACCAGGUUUUGCUUUUGGGUAGAAGGCCGUCGGCCUGCUAAAUGUAUUAGCGUGUCUCUCCCUCCCUCAUUCUCUCUAUCUCUUUAUCUCUCUUUCUCUUCCAUUCUCUGCUCUGGCCCACUCUUCUCCUCCUCCAAAUGAAUAUGCUACUCAACUUC
Ctenopharyngodon idella (grass carp) is the source of this 2900-nucleotide messenger RNA. RefSeq names its product synaptophysin a (gene sypa). Bases 122 to 1006 code for a protein of 294 amino acids. The transcript has 7 exons. The record is from RefSeq and is a predicted model, not a curated record. Gene Ontology annotation, cellular component: synaptic vesicle membrane; synaptic vesicle; presynaptic active zone. NCBI's taxonomy places the organism in Eukaryota, Metazoa, Chordata, Actinopteri, Cypriniformes, Xenocyprididae.